AUUCCACAACACCUGUCCAACUCUCUCAGAUGGGACGGCAGGGAUGCCCAUUUGCUCAUUUAUCACAUCUGAUUUACAGCAGAUCACCAAUCUUGCUGAUUGCUGCAGUCAUUUUAGGGCACAAUAUUAUCUUUCUGCCUGAGUUCUCCUCUGAUAGCAGCCAGGAGGGACCAGAUAGUAUCUGGCGUGUCCUGUCCAGGGCACGGGUGGCACAAUCCCUCCUGGCACAAGAGCUUGCUGGGAUGUGGCCAGUUGACAUAGAGGCUUCACUCAGAACCAUUCUAACUUAGCCAGGCAAAUAUUUUUCCAGGCUUGUGAGCAGAGCGGCGUUAACACUAUUCAGACCCCAGUGUUUGAGACUGAAUGAGUGAAGGGUGAUUAAAUAGGUUUUUUGUUUGAAUGAGCCAAAGGGGAAGAGGGCAGCAAAAAACAAUUUACCUCAUAACUGGAGACAGAUCAGCGGCUGACAUAAGGUUUAUGGAUGGGCCAUAAAUACAGGGCCAAAGUAGAACAUGCAGCAGAUCCGCUAUCAACUCCAGCUGCUUCGCUGAGAUACUAUGGACAUUUCUAUUUAUCAUCCCUGGUACCGCCGACCCUUGUUCCCAGGCUUCUUCCCUUCUUCCCAUCGAACUUAUGACCAGUAUUUCGGAGAGCGCCUACCUGUCAGCGACCUAUUUUCACCUUUCUACACCAUGCUUUACUAUCGUCCUUAUUUCUGGCGCUUUCCAAACUGGUGGGAGAGUGGCAUGUCAGACGUGAGAAUGGACAGAGAUCGCUUUGUAAUCAGCCUGGAUGUGAAGCACUUCUCUCCAGACGAACUGACUGACAAGCUCAAUGAUGAUUUUAUUGAGAUUCAUGGGAAACACGAUGAACGGCAGGGCACCAUUAAGAUCCCAGCCGGUCCCAUCUGCAUAUAUCGCCACGUGCAGGAGGACAUCAGCUGUGAAGAGAAGCCACCAGCACAGAAGUAA
Rhinichthys klamathensis goyatoka is the source of this 971-nucleotide messenger RNA. It is a transcript of the gene cryaba, whose product is annotated as crystallin, alpha B, a. Gene Ontology annotation, molecular function: protein folding chaperone; structural constituent of eye lens. The transcript is spliced from 3 exons. Gene Ontology annotation, biological process: response to heat; protein refolding. Lineage: Eukaryota; Metazoa; Chordata; Actinopteri; Cypriniformes; Leuciscidae. The record is from RefSeq and is a predicted model, not a curated record. The coding region runs from base 558 to 971 and encodes 137 amino acids.